AUGGGAAGUCAUGGUGGAUCUGUUUCUGAACAGGAAACCCGAAGAAGCAAAGCAAAAAGAGGACGAAUAAACAAAAUCUACAAACUCAAUCGUCGACAUGGCGAUCGGGAAAGACGAUUGAGGAAGAAUGUGAAACUUGAGCUUGCAAAACUGGAAAACAGAGUCAAAUAUAUUGUAGGAGUUCAAAAAGGAGAUUUCGAAUUACAUACUCCCGGAUUCUGGCCAAGACAACAUGCUUUCUCCACCGUCUUCGCCGUCGCUACCGAACCGGCUAUCUCUAGCAUCGGCUCGAAGAAGCCGGAGACAACGACGGUCCCGCUUCCCAGUAACCACUCAUCUGAUAAGCUGCUCAAAAUUCGUCACACGUGUGCACAUGUAAUGGCCAUGGCGGUUCAGAAACUCUUCCCGAAUGCAAAAGUAACGAUAGGGCCCUGGAUAGAUAACGGUUUCUACUACGACUUUGAUAUGGAGCCUCUAACAGAUAAAGACCUCAAAAGGAUCAAGAAAGAGAUGGAUCGUAUCAUUAGUCGGAACUUACCGCUUCUACGAGAAGAAGUUUCUAGAGAAGAAGCGCAGAAAAGAAUCAUGGCGAUUAACGAGCCUUAUAAGAUGGAGAUUUUGGAAAGUAUCAAGGAAGAACCCAUCACCUUGUAUCAUAUCGGUAAUGAAUGGUGGGAUCUUUGUGCGGGGCCUCAUGUCGAGACCACAGGGAAGAUAAACAAGAAAGCUGUUGAACUAGAAUCUGUUGCCGGCGCAUACUGGAGAGGAGAUGAAAAGAGGCAAAUGCUUCAGAGGAUAUACGGAACGGCUUGGGAGAGUGAAGAACAACUAAAAGCUUAUCUUCAUUUUAAAGAAGAAGCUAAACGCCGGGAUCAUAGACGCAUUGGCCAGGACCUCGAUCUUUUUUCUAUCCAGGAUGAAGCUGGAGGAGGAUUAGUGUUUUGGCAUCCGAAAGGUGCAAUUGUUAGAAACAUAAUUGAAGAAUCCUGGAAGAGGAUGCACGUCGAACAUGGUUAUGAUUUGAUCUAUACCCCUCAUGUCGCCAAAGCUGAUCUUUGGAAGAUCAGUGGUCACUUGGACUUCUACAGUGAGAAUAUGUAUGAUCAAAUGGAGAUCGAGGAUGAGCUUUAUCAACUCCGACCCAUGAAUUGCCCUUACCACAUCUUACUCUACCAAAGAAAGCGUCAAUCAUAUCGAGAUUUGCCCAUAAGAGUUGCAGAGCUCGGUACAGUUUACAGAUACGAGCUGUCUGGUAGCUUACACGGCCUCUUCCGUGUCAGAGGGUUCACACAGGACGAUGCACACAUAUUCUGUUUAGAGGAUCAGAUCAAAGAUGAGAUCAGAGGUGUCCUAAAUCUCACAGAAGAGAUAUUGUCGAGGUUUGGGUUCGACAAGUAUGAAGUUAAUUUAUCAACUAGACCUGAAAAAUCAGUUGGAAGUGAUGAUAUAUGGGAAAAGGCGACAUGUGCCCUUAGGGAUGCUUUAGAUGAUAAGGGAUGGAGCUAUGAGGUUGAUGAAGGAGGUGGUGCCUUUUAUGGCCCAAAGAUAGACCUUAAGAUCGAAGAUGCAUUGGGAAGAAAAUGGCAGUGCUCAACCAUACAGGUCGACUUCAAUCUUCCUCAGCGAUUUGACAUAACUUAUGUCGACACAAAUUCGGAUAAGAAACGUCCUAUAAUGAUCCACAGGGCAGUUUUAGGCUCAUUAGAAAGAUUUUUCGGGGUUCUCAUAGAACACUACGCAGGGGAUUUCCCGUUAUGGCUCUCUCCUGUUCAAGUCCGGGUUUUGCCCGUCACAGACAAUCAGUUGGGGUUCUGCAAGGAAGUGAGUAAGAAGCUAAGAGCCUGUGGAGUUAGGGCUGAGUUGUGCCAUGGAGAGAGGUUGCCGAAGCUCAUAAGGAAUGCAGAGACACAGAAGGUCCCAUUAAUGGCGGUGGUGGGCCCUAAAGAAGUCGAGACUGGAACUGUGACCGUUAGAUCAAGGUUUGGAGGCGAGCUUGGAACCAUUCUUGUUGAUGACUUCAUCAACAAAAUCAACAUUGCGGUUGAAACAAGAACUGCACUGUAA
Molecule: messenger RNA, 2064 nt
Organism: Arabis nemorensis
Lineage: Eukaryota; Viridiplantae; Streptophyta; Magnoliopsida; Brassicales; Brassicaceae
Source: the annotation of a GenBank genome assembly